Messenger RNA from Paracoccidioides lutzii Pb01, 2037 nucleotides. Its product is annotated as glucosamine-fructose-6-phosphate aminotransferase. Gene Ontology annotation, biological process: protein N-linked glycosylation; UDP-N-acetylglucosamine metabolic process; fructose 6-phosphate metabolic process. Gene Ontology annotation, molecular function: carbohydrate derivative binding; L-glutamine:D-fructose-6-phosphate transaminase (isomerizing) activity. Bases 1 to 2037 code for a protein of 678 amino acids. The transcript has 6 exons. The record is from RefSeq and is a predicted model, not a curated record.
AUGUGUGGCAUAUUCGGAUACAUCAACUACCUGGUCGAGAAAGACCGCAGCUAUAUCCUUCAGACUCUGGUCAAUGGCCUCUCGAGACUCGAAUACAGAGGCUACGACUCAGCCGGUCUUGCUGUCGAUGGAGACAAGAAAAAUGAAGUCUUUGCUUUCAAGGAAGUAGGCAAGGUAGCCAAGCUGAAAGAUCUCAUUGACAGCUCGGAGCUGGACCUCUCAAAGACCUUUGAUUCUCAUGCUGGUAUCGCUCACACUCGAUGGGCAACUCACGGAACCCCUUCCAGAAUCAACUGUCACCCACAUAGAUCUGAUCCUAACUGGGAAUUCUCUGUCGUUCACAAUGGCAUUAUCACUAACUACAGGGAGCUCAAGGCUCUCCUAGAGUCCAAGGGUUUCCGCUUCGAGACCGAAACUGAUACGGAGUGUAUAGCUAAAUUGGCCAAGUACCUCUACGACCAACACCCAGACAUUGAUUUCACCGUGCUUGCGAAAGCUGUCGUCAAGGAGCUCCAGGGUGCUUUUGGGCUGCUGUUGAAAUCUGUCCACUACCCCCACGAAGUCAUCGCGGCUCGCAAGGGUUCUCCUCUGGUAGUCGGGGUCCGCACAGGGAGGAAGAUGAAGGUCGACUUUGUUGACGUUGAAUUCUCGGAGGACGGUGCCUUACCCGCGGAGCGGGCGUCCCAGAACGCUGCCAUUAAGAAAUCGGCCACCAGUCUGUUGGCACCUCCGGAUAAAUCCCUCCUCCAUCGCUCUCAAUCCCGCGCCUUCUUGUCUGACGAUGGUAUCCCCCAACCAGCUGAAUUUUUCCUUUCUUCUGACCCAUCCGCCAUUGUCGAGCACACCAAGAAGGUUCUCUACCUUGAGGAUGAUGACAUCGCGCACAUACACGAGGGCCAAUUGAACAUUCACCGUCUUACUAAACACGACGGAACCUCCAACGUCCGCGCUAUCCAGACCAUCGAACUUGAACUCCAGGAAAUCAUGAAGGGAACGUUCGACCACUUCAUGCAGAAGGAAAUCUUCGAGCAACCCGAAUCCGUUGUCAACACCAUGCGUGGCCGUCUGGACGUUGCUAACAAGAAAGUUACACUCGGUGGCUUGAGACAGUAUAUCACCACUAUUCGCCGGUGCAGACGCAUCAUUUUCAUCGCCUGCGGCACCAGUUAUCAUUCCUGCAUGGCUGUCCGUGGCGUUUUUGAAGAACUAACCGAAAUCCCCAUUGCCGUCGAGCUCGCCUCCGAUUUCCUAGAUAGACAAGCGCCUGUCUUCCGAGACGAUACUUGCGUCUUCGUCUCCCAGUCCGGCGAAACUGCUGAUUCCCUGAUGGCACUCCGAUACUGUCUUGAGCGUGGUGCCCUGACUGUCGGAAUUGUCAAUGUUGUCGGAUCGUCCAUUUCUCUCCUCACGCACUGCGGUGUGCACAUCAACGCCGGUCCGGAAAUCGGAGUCGCGUCUACCAAAGCAUAUACCUCGCAGUUCGUCGCUAUGAUUAUGUUUGCUUUGUCACUGAGUGAAGACCGGGCGUCCAAGCAGAAAAGACGGGAGGAUAUCAUGGACGGCUUGUCCAAGGUGUCUGAUCAGUUCAAACAAAUCCUGAAGCUAAGCGAACCGAUCAAGGAGAUGUGCGCGAAGUUCUUUAAGAAUCAGAAGAGUGCCCUUAAAAUCAAGGAAAUCUCGUACCUUCACUGCGAAGCCGUCAUGUCUGGCGAGCUGAAACAUGGAGUCCUCGCCCUGGUCGAUGAGAAUCUACCCAUCAUUAUGAUUCUGACACGUGAUGGUAUCUUCAAGAAGUCACUCAACGCAUAUCAGCAAGUAAUCGCCCGCCGCGGUCGCCCAAUUGUGAUCUGCAAUACAGGAGACAAGGAAUUUCCCGCAUCUGAAACGGAGCGCAUCGAAGUACCUCAGACCGUCGAUUGUCUACAGGGUCUGCUGAAUGUUAUCCCCCUACAACUGAUUGCAUACUGGCUCGCUGUGGCAGAAGGGCUGAAUGUGGAUUUCCCACGGAAUCUGGCUAAGUCUGUUACUGUUGAGUAG